Messenger RNA from Musca domestica (house fly), 2055 nucleotides. RefSeq names its product enolase (gene Eno). The record is from RefSeq and is a predicted model, not a curated record. Gene Ontology annotation, cellular component: phosphopyruvate hydratase complex. Gene Ontology annotation, biological process: glycolytic process. The transcript has 2 exons. Gene Ontology annotation, molecular function: phosphopyruvate hydratase activity; magnesium ion binding. Lineage: Eukaryota; Metazoa; Arthropoda; Insecta; Diptera; Muscidae. The coding region runs from base 16 to 1494 and encodes 492 amino acids.
GGGUCAAAGCCGACAAUGAUGAUGAAUAUUGUGAGAACCAGAGCCAACGCAGCGCCUCAGCUGCUGCAAAAUCUAUUUUGUACGAGUGCACGGAAAUUCUCAAUAUCAGUCGCUAAAGAGUCGUUGUUGGGUAAACGACAACUACACUUGGGAUAUUCUUCAUUGCAGCAAACCAAAAGAAACAAAUACACCAUGCCUAUCAAGACCAUUCAUGCCCGUCAAAUCUUCGAUUCUCGCGGUAACCCCACCGUUGAGGUCGAUUUGACCACCGAAUUGGGUCUUUUCCGUGCUGCCGUGCCAUCCGGUGCCUCCACUGGUGUCCACGAAGCCUUGGAAUUGCGUGACAAUGACAAGAAGAACUACCAUGGCAAGAGUGUUUUGCAAGCCGUUGGCCAUGUCAACAACACCUUGGGCCCCGAACUCAUCAAGGCCAACUUGGAAGUCACCGACCAAGAAGCCAUCGAUAACUUCAUGUUGAAAUUGGACGGUACUGAGAACAAGUCGAAGUUCGGUGCCAACGCCAUUUUGGGUAUCUCUUUGGCUGUCUGCAAGGCUGGUGCCGCCAAGAAGGGUGUUCCCUUGUACAAACACAUUGCCGAUUUGGCUGGCAACAAGGAUAUCAUUUUGCCCGUUCCUGCCUUCAAUGUCAUCAACGGCGGUAGCCACGCUGGCAACAAAUUGGCCAUGCAAGAAUUCAUGAUUUUGCCCACUGGUGCUGCCAGCUUCACUGAUGCUAUGAAAAUCGGCUCUGAAGUCUAUCACCACUUGAAGAAGGUCAUCAAGGACAAGUUCGGUUUGGAUGCCACCGCUGUCGGUGAUGAAGGUGGUUUCGCUCCCAACAUUCAAUCCAACAAGGAAGCCUUGAACCUCAUCAACGAUGCCAUUGCCUUGGGCGGUUACACCGGCAAGGUUGAAAUCGGCAUGGAUGUUGCCGCCUCUGAAUUCUUCAAGGAUGGCGUUUACGAUUUGGACUUCAAGAACCCCAACAGCGACAAGGCCCAAUGGCUUCCCCCUGCCAAGUUGACCGAUUUGUACCAAGAAUUCAUCAAGGAAUUCCCCAUUGUCUCCAUUGAAGAUCCCUUCGAUCAAGAUCACUGGGAUGCCUGGAGCAACAUCACCGCCAACACCACCAUCCAAAUUGUGGGUGAUGACUUGACUGUCACCAACCCCAAGCGUAUCCAGACUGCCGUUGAAAAGAAGGCUUGCAACUGCUUGUUGUUGAAGGUCAAUCAAAUCGGUACCGUCACCGAGUCCAUCAAGGCCCAUUUGUUGGCCAAACAAAACGGCUGGGGCACCAUGGUCUCCCAUCGUUCCGGCGAAACUGAGGAUUCCUUCAUUGCCGAUUUGGUUGUUGGUUUGUCCACUGGUCAAAUUAAGACCGGUGCUCCAUGCCGCUCUGAACGUUUGGCCAAGUACAAUCAAAUUCUCCGCAUUGAAGAAGAAUUGGGAGCUGCUGCCAAAUUCGCUGGCAAAUCUUUCAGAAAACCCCAAUAAAUCCAGCAACGUUGCUUAUGAGUAGUUAGUACAACAUCUGCAGAAAACAAAAACAACACAUCAUUGUUAUCUCAUGCAACAAUUCCAAACAACAACAAGAAGAACACGCAUCUGCAACAUCGACCUUAGUUGAUCUUAGGUUGAUUCUUAUGUUUUUUUUAUGUUGUGGAAAGUGAUGUGACCGUACCAAACCGCACUCCCAGCACAAUGUUUUUAAAAAGUGGAGAUGGAUAGAAGAUUCACAUCAUUUUUUCGUACAACACACACUCAUACACGCAUAUAAUUUUAUUUUUUUCAAAAUUAUAUUAUUUAUUAUUAUUAAAACAAAAUAACUAUUAACAAGUAUAUACUACCUAUCUGCUAGUUUACACUCAGAAAAAGUUAAAAGUUCUAUGUAGUUCGUUGUUGUCAAAAAAAGAAGUUUAAAAUCUAUUACCAUUUGGAAAACUACAUAAAACAAUGAAGACAUAAAAUUUGUUAAUUUUUAAUCAGUAGUCUUUAAGUAAUUGUAAUCACAUCGAAGUGAUUUAUAAUAAAAAAACAAAAACAUCAAAAAAAAAA